Molecule: messenger RNA, 975 nt
Organism: Ostrinia nubilalis (European corn borer)
Lineage: Eukaryota; Metazoa; Arthropoda; Insecta; Lepidoptera; Crambidae
Product: zinc finger protein 497-like
Exons: 8
Coding region: 1-936 (311 amino acids)
Biological process (GO): regulation of transcription by RNA polymerase II
Molecular function (GO): RNA polymerase II cis-regulatory region sequence-specific DNA binding; DNA-binding transcription factor activity
Source: RefSeq, a predicted model, not a curated record
AUGAGGAACACAGCGGCGACCGACCCAAAUGCGACCAGUAUCAAGCAAGACUCACAGCGGCCAUAUGAGGAACACAGCGGCGACCGACCCAAAUGCGACCAGUGUGGGAAGAGCUUCGUGAAUAAGGACGCGCUCUGCGAACACUUGCUAUCAAGCAAGACUCACAGAGGCCAUAUAAGGAACCACCACAGCGGCGACCGACCCAAAUGCGACCAGUGUGGGAAGAGCUUUGUGAAUAAGGACGCGCUCUGCGAACACUUGCUAAUACACCAAGGCGUCAAGAACUUCGAGUGUCCCACGUGUGGGAUGCGGUUCCGGACGCGGGCCCAGAUAAAGCAUCAUCAGCUAAAACACAGUGACAUUAAGGACUAUUAUUGCGUGGAGUGCGACGUCAAAUUCAAAUCGUCGCACACCUUACGGCAACACUUACAGAAGAGUCUGAAACAUAAAGACAAGAGGACCUUUAAUUUCCAAUGCACCCGAUGCGACAAACGUUUCGAGACGGAAGCAGCUCUCCGCUCCCAUACCCUCAUCCAACACGAGGGCGUUAGGGGACACCGCUGUACGGACUGUCCUGCCGCGCUCGCCUCAAGAAGUUCCUUAUUGAAACAUAUACAUAGUGUACACAGGGGAAUAAAGCCUGCGCUUAGGCAUGUCUGUGACACUUGCGGGAAGGCUUUCAGGGGUAAAAGCGUCCUAACGAACCACGUGCGAACGCACACGGGUGAGAAGCCUUUCGCGUGCGCUACUUGCGGGCGUGGAUUCUCGCAGCGCACAGCGAUGCUCACUCACGUCAAGCUUGUGCAUAUGAAGAUGCGGAGACGGCAUAAGUUGGAUCCGGAGCCCGAGCCUCUGCCCGCCAAGGAACAAAACCUGAAGACAGAAUGGCGAUCAGCGCCGCCGCCUUGCGACAUAUACUACCACGUUACUGCCUGAUUUGUAGUGAAUUAGUUACUAAACAGACUAUUCGACACC